AACGACUUUAAAAAUCAAAACCUGAGUUAAAGCUGUGUUCGUCAAUAUUAAAGAAUAGAUUCAAAGAGCCUCUGGUAAAAGUAUCUAAAGCUAUCAUCCCUUUUUUGAUGAGUGGCAACAGAAAAGACGAUUGCUUGUAUAUUGGUGGACAUCAAAAACUAUCGAAACAUCUUACCAAGGCGAAGUUAGUUCAGUUUGUCUUAGACUAGAGGAUAAUUCCCAAAUAUUUCUUGAAAAAGAAGACGAGCAGCCGUUACUAAGUUCGACUGCAAGUCAAAACCUUGUGAGGAGGAAGAUUGGAAGUCACUUGCAGCUGAAUUUAAAAGUAAUUAUUCAUUACGAACUGGCCAACUAAAGCGACUUAAAUCAUCUUCACUGUUUGAAGUGCAAAUAGUGUCUGAAAUAAAAACGACAAAUUCGCUCAGAACUGUAUGUGUUCUCGGAUUCCAAACACCUUUUAUACGUUGAUUACAAGCCAAGAUUAGUUUUUGGUUAUCAUCGAGCUGCUGGGAGAUCAGAGAAUUAAAUGUGGAAAUGCAUUAAGGAAAUGCAUGCCCUCGGGUUGCAAGAAGAAGAGAACCAACCGAGGCCCUUACGAUAUGAUUAUUUUCAGUUGAAUUAACUCUUUGCCUUUUCGAUUAUCGCCACAACCAACGACAAAUAGUCUUGACAGAGGUGAUGAUACUGCGAUAUAGACAAGAAAGGUGCAUUUGGUUAUUCUCAUUACCAGCGUUGUGUUUUAUUCCUACGCUGUGAUACUAAUCAGAGAAAAGAGGAAAAUGAACUGAAAUCGUGAAGUUUCAGAAGAAUCCAGAAUCGCCUUCGGGUAUAAACGAUGAAUUUAAUUCGAGAGAAUUCAGAUUGGUUUUAGUUAUUAAUGAUAUUAAUGAUACUUUAACAGAAGUAUCGCUAAACUAAGAGCUUCAGACGAGUAGAGCAUAAAACAGUCUGAGAAGAUACUUGACGAGCUCCUUAGCACUGAGAAAAGUCAAGACGCUGAUCAGGAUUUUAUCUACGAAUUUAUUACCAAGUAACAAGGAAUUCCCCCAAACAAAUCAGAAGAAAGAAAGGCGUUAGGGAAAACGCAAAAAGCAAGUUGAACAGGUUAUUUUCUUGGUCAGAUCGUAUCAGUUAUAAAAGCCUGAUUCCUGCCAUGAAUGUUAGCGCUGGACUUGCACCAUUUAACACUGUUUUCUCGGAUGAUAUUCACGGGCGUCGCGGUAGUUGGGCUUCAACUGCAAGCGUUAACGAAACUUCUUUCGGCACUUAUGGAGGUCUGGACCACGUAGACCAAGCGAUCAAACGACGGCAAAGUCUUUCUGUGCACGCUUACCGCGCACGCGCAGGAUCGAUUUGUCAGGUGUUGCCUACUCGGGUCGAGCGUAAGAAAAGUGAAUCGGAACCUUCUGAUGUGUCUACAAGAACAAAAAUACGAAUCAACGUAAGAGGGAAGAAGUACGAAACCUUUAAGUCUACUCUUGAACAAUUCCCUGACACACUUCUAGGUUCGUACGGAGGACGCUGCCGAUUUUACGAUUCUUUAAACGAGGAACUUUGUUUUAAUAGAGACCCAAACUCCUUUGAUGCAAUUCUUUUUUUCUACCAAUCAGGUGGAAGCAUAUUAGCCAGACCAUCUUCAGUUGAUGAAGAUUUGUUUGCAGAUGAGGUUAAAUUUUUUGGGUUAUUGGAAGAAACAGAAGAACUGGCUGAAAGUCUGAGCUCUGUACAGGAAGAAAAUUUUACAGGGAAUUUCGUGAAUCUGAGGAGAAAAAUGUGGAAUAUUUUUGAAAAAAACCCAGCAAGUUGCCGUUAUGGGAAAGCGUUUGCACGAAUUACAAUGUUCAUUAUUUUGCUUUCUGUGGUAGCAUUUUGCUUAGAAACCGUACCAGCAUUGCAAAAACUGCCAAUAGAAAAUGAUUCUAACGGUUCAGAAAGCCCGUCAAAUGAUGAGCAAAGUAACAACAGUUUGAAUAAAACAAACAACAGAACUAAAGAAACCAUACAGGUGUCUUCAAGUUUCGAUGACGACAAAAAGCCUGAUCAGCGGUAUCGGAAGUUCUGGUUCUACGCAGAUACAGUUUUUGUGGUGUUCUUUACUGCAGAAUACAUCGCUCGGGUGUUUUCGUCUCCUGACAGACUAAGAUUCAUCAGAUCAUUUCUGUCCAUGGUGGAUUUUUGUGCCAUUGCUCCAUACUACAUUUCCCACAUAGCCGAGGCGGGUAAAUUUUAUAACAUUAAAUCAUUCAACGUUAUUCGUGGCAUACGUCUUUUCCGAGUCGUGCGUCUGCUUAAACUAUCUCGUCAUAGUAGUGGGCUGAAAAUUUUGGGUCGUGCAUUGUAUCAAAGCCGUGCCAAAAUGGUAUCUUUGAUAUGCUGUAUCGUCAUGGCCAUUGUCUUUUAUUCAGGCUUGAUGUACUAUAUUGAAGGAUACGAGGAAGUUUCGAAUUUUGAAAGCAUCCCACAUACCUUCUGGUGGGCGAUCGUUACAAUGUCUACUGUAGGAUACGGGGAUAUAGUUCCUAAGAGCUUUGCUGGAAAGCUUGUUGGUACGUGUUGUGCACUAACAGGCAUUAUUCUAUUGUUUAUUUUGCCCAUACCUUCAUUCGUGACAGACUUUAGCAAACUGUACGAAAGAUGGCUGCGAAAAAGAAAAAGCCCUAAUAAACAGAAAGGAAGGAUAAAGAUUGAAGUAUCAACAUGGGAAUGAAAAAAAUAUAGCCUUCACAUUAAUUCUGCGAUAAAACAUUGUUGAUAUGAUAUACACAAAUUUUGUAUUAGAUAGCGAAAUUACUGAUGUCAUAAAGUUAAACAUUCAAAUAUAUAAACAUGAAAAAAUGUAAGAUGGAAAUAUUUAUUUGAUCGUACUACACAUAGAAUAUUAAUCAAAUGAGUAACUGAAAUAUGUCUCAUGAUGCCGCUUUGUUUGGAAUAUAAUUUAAGGAAGGAAGGAAGGAAGGAAGGAAGGAA
Actinia tenebrosa (Australian red waratah sea anemone) is the source of this 2967-nucleotide messenger RNA. RefSeq names its product potassium voltage-gated channel subfamily A member 1-like. Gene Ontology annotation, cellular component: voltage-gated potassium channel complex; membrane. Gene Ontology annotation, molecular function: delayed rectifier potassium channel activity. Gene Ontology annotation, biological process: protein homooligomerization; potassium ion transmembrane transport; action potential. Lineage: Eukaryota; Metazoa; Cnidaria; Anthozoa; Actiniaria; Actiniidae. The record is from RefSeq and is a predicted model, not a curated record.